Messenger RNA from Candidula unifasciata, 303 nucleotides. NCBI's taxonomy places the organism in Eukaryota, Metazoa, Mollusca, Gastropoda, Stylommatophora, Geomitridae. The record is from the annotation of a GenBank genome assembly.
AUGAUGCCACUUGAUAAAAGUACAACUGUGGCCUUCCGCCUGGCCAUUUUUGGAAUGGCACUUACAUUUAUGGUCAUGUCUUGUUUUCUGGAGUGGAUCAUAAUUGACAGCGGCUGGCUGAAAUGUCUGUACCGUGCCAUAGCUGAACUUCGCAAAGUUGAACCAAGCAAGUACAAGGUUGUAUACAAGGAAAUCAGAACUUCUGAUUGGCCGCCGAUUGAUCAAGUGACCUUACCUUUAUCUAGUCAUGCAGUUCAUUCAACUAACGCUCAUGUAGGUGUAAACACCAGCUCAAUUCGUUAA